UGUACAUUUCAACAUUGUUCAUCACAUUCCCCAGUUUUAAACUAAAGCUCAAAACUUUGCCAUAGUUUACACUCUACAGUUGCAAGUUUGCAACUUGGAAGUCAACUCUCUCUUUCAUACAUACAAACAAAGACAGAGUGAUGAAGGCAUUAAGUUGGUGGUUGAUUUUGCUGGGUUUGCUGAGAUUAGCAUCUGUUUGGUUCGGUUUCUUUGAUAUUUGGGCUCUUCGUCGUGCUGUUUUUGCACAAACUGACAUGACUGAAGUUCAUGGGAGGACCUUUGGAGUCUGGACUCUACUGACUUGUACGCUCUGUUUCCUUUGUGCUUUUAAUCUUGAUGAUAAGCCAAUCUACUUGGCAACAUUUUUAUCAUUCGUCUAUGCUCUUGGUCACUUUCUGACUGAAUAUCUAGUAUAUGGCACCAUGACGAUAGCAAAUUUGUCAACUGUUGGCUUCUUCGCAGGUACAUCCAUCAUAUGGAUGGGAUUGCACUGGAAUGCUCACCAGAAGACGUCCUUGAAGCAGCUGUAACCUGAUACAAGAUUCGAGUUACUGUUUUUUAGAGCUUGGAAACAUUUAUUCGUCUAGAUCAUUUCUUUUCAUGACUUGUUCCGGAGCAUUAGCUUAUGUGAUUUACAGCCACCAGUCAUAACUUCACUUAAGUUUGCAUCUUCAGCUUGAAGCAUCCAGUCUAGAUUAUGAGAAGACUCGGCAUUGACAGAACAAGUGGCUGCACAUUUAGUGCAAAUUUUGUUGUCUUACUCAACGGUCUCAGUCUCUCAGUUUGCGCUCGAGGUUAAAAGCCUUGUUCACUUCUCACUGAAAUAUGCAUUGGUAGCACAUUGCUCAUCUACAAUGCUGUCCUUUUUCUGAACCUCGUAACUAGAUUGGUGUUUGAGAUCCAUAAUUAUGUAUUCUGAUCUUGCUUCUAGUUGCAUUAACAUUUGUCAAACUGUACUGUGCAUUUUCAGUGACAAAGAUCGAGUAUAUGUUCCCCCCUAAUUGUUCUGA
Messenger RNA from Beta vulgaris subsp. vulgaris (sugar beet), 1010 nucleotides. Its product is annotated as ergosterol biosynthetic protein 28. The transcript has 3 exons. Bases 141 to 530 code for a protein of 129 amino acids. NCBI's taxonomy places the organism in Eukaryota, Viridiplantae, Streptophyta, Magnoliopsida, Caryophyllales, Amaranthaceae. The record is from RefSeq and is a predicted model, not a curated record. Gene Ontology annotation, cellular component: endoplasmic reticulum; membrane. Gene Ontology annotation, molecular function: protein-macromolecule adaptor activity.